AUGGCAUCCCGUAUCCCCAUUGGAUCCCCGGCUGGGGACACGAAGCGCGUACGAUGUGUUUGGGAUCAGGUGUCGGGUUGGAUUUAUCCCGGGAACGAGAAGACUUUGGGACGCAGCGGUGAACAAGAGCGUGGACACCGCCGGCCGGCGGAAUGUAAGGUCUCUGAACGGUCCGUACUUGUUGUCGUCUAUACCGGGGGUCUGCCCUACCGCUGCCUCUCCAUGUCGAAGCCAAGUGUGCACGACUGCACGCGUGGGCAGGCGCAACGGAAAACGCGCGGCAGCAUCACGGGUACACAGUAUCAGAAAAGCAGCACUCGCAAGGAAGGCCGUGUUAAUUCAACGACCUUGAGUCGAUCGGAACUUCCUCCCGGUGUAAACAACAUCCCCCGGCGUUCCGGACUCUCGGAAUAUUGUAGCCUUCAGCCGUCUCCCCGCCUCUCCCUCCCUGCCCGCCUACCCCCGGAGUCGUCAGCAGCCGUGGAUCAAAUCCAGUGUGGUCAGGACGGGGGUCCCUCCGCUCAGCCAGCUUUCGUGGGCUCCCAGCUCCCAGCUGCCGGUCCCGGAACCACCCAGGAAGAUUCUGCACCGGGCGUAGCCCCCGAGAGUCCACACGCGGGACCCCUUCCGCAAAGGAGAGCAGGGGGUUCGGGAGCAGAGGGUGGGAGAGCAAGGUCUCUGUUACGUUUCCCAGGCCAGACGUCCCUUCCGGACCAGUGGAUGAUGUCAUCGUCGGACGAUUUUGACCUCGUCAUCGAGGCGAUGUUGGAAGCUCCCUACCAGAAGAAGCCUCCAAUUUCCGGUCGACACAGUGAGCGCAGCAGUCGGAGUGGGAGUCGGGAAUGCCGCAGGUCCAGGGAUCGGAGUGGGAGUCGGGAAUGCCGCAGGUCCAGGGAUCGGAGUGGGAGUCAACUGAGGAGCCACAGCAGUGGGAGCACGGAGCGUGCUCGGUACUCAUCCCAGCAUCGGUCCCGGAGGCGGAGGAAGAGGAGCGGGAGCCGACGGCGAGGGCGGACGCGCGGCCGGCGCACUCGUCACAGGGACCACCGUGGGCGACACCGAAGGGAGCGGGCGAGGCACAGGCACCACGCAUCGCACAGCCGGAGCCCGAGGUUUAGCAGGAGCAGGAGCCCUCGCUACAGGUCCAGGAGCAUCAGCAGGGACCGUGUAUACGGACGCACUCUAGAAGAGCGAGAUGCGUGCACCAUUCUCUGCUUACAACUCUCAGGACAGAUCCGACCCGGGGAUCUGGAACGUUUCUUCUCCUCCGUCGGAAAGGUCCGUGACGUGAAGAUCAUAUCGGACCGCAGCUCCCGGCGAUCGAAGGGCAUUGCGUAUGUGGAGUUUUACAGUGUAGACAGCGUCCCGCAGGCGAUCAGUCUCUCCGGAACAAAAUUAUUAGGAGUCCCCAUCAUCAUUCAGGCAUCCCAGGCAGAGAAGAACCGUCCAGACCCCGGGGUCGGACACCCGCAGAUUGCGGGAGAUGGUCCGCUCAGGCUCUACGUGGGAUCGCUCCAUGCCAACAUCACCCAGGACAUGCUGAGGGCAAUCUUCACGCCCUUCGGCAAGAUUGACAGUCUGCACCUGAUUAAGGACCCACAGACCGGAAUUUCCAAGGGAUACGGGUUCGUCACGUUUGCGGAUUCGGAGUGUGCACGGCGGGCUCUGCAGCAGCUGCAGGGCUUCGAGCUGGCGGGGAAGCCGCUGAGGCUGAGCCCGGUGACGGAUCGCUGGGAGCCGGACCCCGCCGCCUCCGUCCUGGACACCGAGGACACGGAGCGCCCCGGGAUCAGCUUGGGACCCAGCAGUCGUCUCCAGCUGAUGGCUCGCCUCGCUAAGGGAUCCGGACUGGAAAUUCCGCCGGCCACACAGGCCGCUCUCCAGCUCCAGAACAUCUAUCCCUUCGGGAUCCUAAUGCCGACAGCCGCAGGCCCCACCCUGACCCAGAGUCUCCCCGGGACCACCCCGGGCUGAGAGAGACCAGAACGUGGAUGGGACCGGGCGAGUGAGGAAGGAGCACAUCACAGGCCCGUUCAACUCUGGGUCGCCUGAGAGAGUGUCCCAGUGGAGAAUUACUGACCCACACUCGACACGGGACGAUCCCCAUCUACAGAGUGAAGCUCCCUCCGUACCGACCCGUCAGUCACAGAGAGACGCUCCCUCCGCACCCUCCCGUCAGUCACAGAGAGAUGCUCCCUCCGCACCGUCCCGUCCGUCACAGAGUGAAACUCCCUCCGCACCCUCCCGUCAGUCAGAGAGUGAAAC
This is a messenger RNA of Mobula hypostoma (lesser devil ray), 2265 nucleotides long. RefSeq names its product probable RNA-binding protein 23. Gene Ontology annotation, molecular function: U1 snRNP binding; RNA binding. Lineage: Eukaryota; Metazoa; Chordata; Chondrichthyes; Myliobatiformes; Myliobatidae. The transcript is spliced from 14 exons. Gene Ontology annotation, cellular component: nucleus. The coding region runs from base 1 to 1974 and encodes 657 amino acids. The record is from RefSeq and is a predicted model, not a curated record. Gene Ontology annotation, biological process: mRNA processing.